AGUGCUGGAUUUUCUUGUCCACACUCACUUGAAGAAAUACAACCAACUCUUAAUUAACGGGAUUUUGGAUUUUUUUGCAAAUAUGGAAACUGAAAAUUGCACACAAGAAUUAAGUUCUUCAGCAUCGACUGGCCGCAUCAAAAAAGUUCAAUUCUCCAGUGAUAGUUUUAAGGUGGAUGAAGACGACGAUCAUAAUACAAUUUGUGACAGUGUCAAUUGUUUAAAUCUGGACGAUAAUAAACAAUUGGAUAGCAAUCAGGCUGCGCAACAACAACAAGAUCAAUUGGAUAAUUGUGAUACAAAUAAUCGUAGAUUAAUAUUGAAUAAUAAUAACAUCAAGAUGAGCAAUUCAAAUAAUGAACGACCAAGUUUUUUGGUCGGUGACGAAAAUGAUGUUACCAAUGGCCAUGAAGCUGGAGAAUCUGGCGAUGAAUUCCCCCAGAAAAUGCAAAAUGACAGUCAACGCAUGAAUGGUGAUUUAAUGGAGAAACGUAAACGUUUGAGACCGAGUAUGUCUCGCGGCACCGGACUCGGCCAGGAUCGUUAUCAGGAUCGUGAUUUUCACAUUGCAACACCCGAAGAAUUUGUUAAGAAAUUCGGUGGUACUCGUGUCAUCAAUCGCAUUCUAAUUGCCAACAAUGGCAUUGCUGCCGUCAAGUGUAUGCGUUCGAUUAGGCGUUGGUCCUAUGAAAUGUUCAAAAAUGAACGGGCCAUUCGCUUUGUUGUUAUGGUCACACCGGAAGAUUUAAAGGCAAAUGCUGAAUACAUUAAAAUGGCCGAUCAUUACGUCCCAGUACCCGGAGGUUCGAAUAACAACAAUUACGCCAAUGUGGAAUUGAUUGUUGACAUUGCUUUACGUACUCAAGUACAGGCUGUUUGGGCUGGUUGGGGUCAUGCCUCGGAAAAUCCAAAAUUACCCGAAUUGUUGCAUAAAGAAAAUCUCAUCUUUUUGGGUCCCCCCGAAAGAGCCAUGUGGGCUUUGGGUGACAAGGUUGCCUCAUCGAUUGUGGCCCAAACUGCAGACAUUCCCACUUUGCCAUGGUCCGGUUCGGAUUUGAAAGCCCAAUACAGUGGCAAGAAAAUCAAAAUCUCCAGUGAUUUAUUUGCACGUGGUUGCGUUAGUAAUGUGGAACAGGGUUUGGCAGCUGUAAGCAAAAUUGGCUUUCCUGUCAUGAUUAAGGCCUCCGAAGGUGGUGGCGGCAAAGGUAUUCGUCGUGUCGACACCGCCGAGGAAUUCCCCGCCCUUUUCCGUCAAGUACAAGCUGAAGUUCCUGGCUCGCCAAUUUUCGUCAUGAAAUUGGCUCGUGGUGCCCGCCAUUUAGAAGUACAGCUGUUGGCCGAUCAGUAUGGCAAUGCCAUCAGUCUUUUCGGUCGUGAUUGUUCCAUUCAGAGACGUCAUCAGAAAAUCAUUGAAGAAGCUCCAGCCAUUGUUGCCCAUCCGGAAAUUUUCGAAGAUAUGGAAAAGGCCGCGGUGCGUUUAGCCAAAAUGGUGGGCUAUGUCAGUGCUGGUACUGUCGAAUAUUUGUACGAUGCUGAAGGCAAAUAUUUCUUCUUGGAAUUGAAUCCUCGUCUGCAAGUAGAGCAUCCAUGUACCGAAAUGGUGGCAGAUGUCAAUCUUCCCGCUUGUCAAUUGCAAAUUGGAAUGGGUAUACCGCUGUAUCGUCUGAAAGACAUCCGUCUGCUCUAUGGAGAAUCACCCUGGGGAACAUCUGUUAUUGAUUUCGAGAAUCCUCCAAACAAACCCCGCCCAUCGGGUCAUGUUAUUGCUGCCCGUAUUACAUCUGAAAAUCCUGACGAAGGCUUCAAACCAAGUUCGGGUACCGUACAAGAAUUGAAUUUCCGUUCCAGUAAAAAUGUUUGGGGUUACUUCAGUGUUGCCGCUUCUGGUGGUCUUCACGAGUUUGCCGAUUCUCAGUUCGGUCAUUGUUUCUCGUGGGGUGAAAAUCGUCAACAGGCUCGUGAAAAUUUGGUCAUCGCCCUCAAAGAACUUUCGAUUCGUGGUGAUUUCCGUACCACGGUGGAGUACCUGAUUACUUUAUUGGAAACCAAUAGCUUUUUGGAUAACACCAUUGAUACCGCCUGGUUGGAUGCCUUGAUUGCCGAAAGAGUCCAAUCGGAGAAACCCGACAUUCUAUUGGGUGUUAUGUGUGGAGCUUUACACAUCGCUGAUAGGCAAAUCACCGAAGCUUUCAAUAGUUUCCAAACCUCCCUUGAAAAGGGUCAAAUCCAAGCAGCCAACACCCUCACCAAUGUCAUCGAUGUGGAACUCAUCAACGGCGGCAUUCGCUAUAAGGUACAGGCUGCCAAGAGUGGUGCCAACACCUAUUUCCUUUUGAUGAACAAUUCCUUUAAGGAAUUGGAGGUGCAUCGUCUAUCUGAUGGUGGUAUGCUGCUAUCAUUUGAUGGCGCUUCGUUCACCACCUACAUGAAGGAGGAGGUGGAUCGUUAUCGCAUUGUUAUUGGCAACCAAACUUGCGUAUUUGAAAAGGAAAAUGAUCCUUCAUUGUUGCGCAGUCCCUCGGCUGGUAAAUUGGUUAAUUUACUUGUCGAAGAUGGUGCCCAUGUCAACAAGGGUCAGGCUUAUGCCGAAAUCGAAGUUAUGAAAAUGGUUAUGACUUUAACUUCCCAGGAAGCUGGUACCGUAUCCUUUGUACGUAGACCUGGUGCUGUUCUAGAUGCUGGCUCAAUGUUGGGUCAUUUGGAAUUGGAUGAUCCCUCCCUGGUUACCAAAGCCCAACCCUACAAGGGACAAUUCCCACAACCUGAAAAUCCUCCAGUACCCGAAAAACUCAACCGUGUCCAUAACACAUACAAAACUAUUUUGGAAAAUACCUUGGCCGGUUAUUGUCUACCCGAGCCGUAUAAUGCCCAACGUUUGCGUGAUGUCAUCGAAAAGUUCAUGCAAAGUUUGAGAGACCCCUCUUUGCCUUUGCUGGAAUUGCAGGAGGUGAUUGCUUCCAUUUCGGGCAGAAUACCAAUUUCCGUGGAGAAGAAGAUCCGCAAGCUGAUGACUUUGUAUGAGAGAAACAUUACCAGUGUGUUGGCCCAAUUCCCCUCGCAACAAAUUGCCAGUGUCAUCGAUUUCCAUGCUGCCACAUUACAAAAGAGGGCCGACCGUGAUCAUUUCUUCCUCACCACUCAGGGUAUCGUACAAUUGGUGCAACGCUAUCGUAAUGGUAUUCGCGGUCGCAUGAAGGCCGCUGUCCAUGAAUUGUUGCGUCAAUACUACGAUGUCGAAUCACAGUUCCAACAUGGCCACUAUGACAAAUGUGUGGGCUUGGUUAGAGAACGGAAUAAGGAUGAUAUGGAAACUGUGGUGAAUACAAUUUUCUCACAUUCCCAAGUGGCCAAGAAGAAUUUGCUCGUGACCCUGCUGAUCGAUCAUUUGUGGGCCAAUGAGCCAGGUCUAACAGAUGAGUUGGCUCAUACCUUAAACGAAUUGACUUCGUUGAAUCGUGCUGAACAUUCACGCGUUGCUUUACGUGCCCGUCAGGUGCUCAUUGCCGCCCAUCAACCAGCCUAUGAACUUAGACACAAUCAAAUGGAGUCGAUAUUCCUUUCGGCUGUUGAUAUGUACGGUCAUGAUUUCCAUCCUGAGAACUUGCAACGUCUUAUCCUUUCGGAGACCUCGAUCUUUGAUAUUCUUCACGAUUUCUUCUAUCACACCAAUCGGGCGGUAUGUAACGCUGCCUUGGAAGUCUACGUGCGCAGAGCCUACACCUCAUAUGAGUUGACUUGCUUACAACACUUGGAAUUGUCUGGAGGUUUGCCAUUGGUUCACUUCCAAUUCCUCCUGCCCACUGCCCAUCCAAAUCGCCUUUAUUCACGCAUGUCUCACGAUGGCGUUGAAGGUGCACCUGAGACAGUUAGUAAUACCUUCUUGCGUACUGGUUGCAUGUCGGCAUUCGAUUCCUUUGAACAUUUCGAAAUGUAUUCUGAUGAAAUUUUGGAUUUGUUGGAGGAUUUGGCUUCACCUGCAUUUGUUAGUGCCAAGGUUUUGGAGGCCGUUGAUGCUGUCGAUUCCAUGUCUGAUGGCCGUUUAAGUACCUCAAUUAAUGUCUCCCUCUCCGAUCCCAUUACCCGAGCCAAUGCUGCUGAAGAGGCCAAGUCAACUGAACCCAUACAUAUUAUUAGUGUGGCUGUUCGCGAAACCGGUGAUAUGGAUGAUGUCCAAAUGGCCCAGAUUUUCGGCAACUAUUGUAAAUUACAUCGUGAAGAAUUGUUGCAACGACGUAUUCGCCGCAUAACCUUUGCUGCAUUGAAGAAACGCCAAUUCCCCAAAUUCUUCACAUAUCGUGCCCGUGAUAACUUCGAAGAAGAUCGCAUCUAUCGCCAUCUAGAACCUGCCUGCGCCUUCCAAUUGGAAUUGAAUCGCAUGAGAACUUACGAUCUCGAAGCAUUGCCAACUGCCAAUCAAAAAAUGCAUUUAUAUUUGGGUCGUGCAAAGGUAUCACAGGGUCAAGAGGUGACCGAUUAUCGUUUCUUCAUUCGUUCCAUUAUUCGCCAUUCCGAUUUGAUUACCAAAGAGGCUUCAUUCGAGUAUCUACAAAACGAGGGUGAACGUGUGCUGCUCGAAGCCAUGGAUGAAUUGGAAGUUGCAUUCUCGCAUCCCCAUGCCAAGCGUACCGAUUGUAAUCACAUUUUCUUGAACUUCGUGCCCACUGUUAUUAUGGAUCCGGCCAAAAUUGAAGAGUCGGUGACUAAGAUGAUUAUGCGCUACGGUCCCAGACUGUGGAAAUUGCGUGUUUUGCAGGCUGAAUUGAAAAUGUUGAUUCGUCAAUCUCCUCAGGCACCCACACAGGCCAUUCGUCUGUGCAUCGCCAAUGAUUCGGGUUAUUUCUUGGACAUUUCCAUGUACACCGAACAGACUGAUCCUCUCACGGGUAUAAUUAAAUUCAAGGCAUAUGGUGAUAAACUGGGUUCCCUACAUGGCCUGCCCAUCUCCACACCCUACAUGACCAAAGAUUUCCUGCAACAAAAACGCUUCCAAGCUCAAAGUAAUGGCACCACAUAUGUCUAUGACAUUCCCGAUAUGUUCCGUCAAAUGACUGAACGUCAUUGGAAGGAAUUCUCCAAGGCUAGGCCGACCGUAGAUGUUCGUAUACCAGAAAAGAUAUUGAUUGAGUGUGUUGAAUUGGUGUUGGAGGGUGAUAAUUUGGUGGAAAUGAAGCGUUUGCCAGGAGAGAAUACUUGUGGUAUGGUAGCCUGGCGCAUUAUCUUGGCCACUCCCGAAUAUCCAGAGGGUCGUGAAAUGAUUGUCAUUGCCAAUGAUUUGACCUAUUUCAUUGGUUCCUUUGGCAUACAAGAAGAUAUUGUCUUCCACAAGGCUUCACAAUUGGCCCGAGAAAGAAAAGUUCCAAGGAUUUACAUUUCCGUUAACAGUGGUGCUCGUAUUGGUCUGGCUGAAGAAGUUAAAUCCAUGUUCCGUGUAGCAUGGGAAGAUCCCGAAGAACCUGAAAAGGGCUUCAAGUACUUAUACUUGACCACAGAAGAUUAUAGCAAGGUGGCCCAUUUGAAUUCGGUGCGUGCCAUUUUGAUUGAAGACGAAGGCGAACCUAGAUAUAAAAUUACCGACAUCAUUGGCAAAGAUGAUGGUUUGGGAGUUGAGAAUUUACGUUAUGCCGGUUUAAUUGCCGGUGAAACAUCUCAGGCCUAUGAUGAAAUUGUUACCAUUUCCAUGGUAACCUGUCGUACCAUUGGUAUUGGUUCGUAUUUGGUGCGUUUGGGUCAACGUGUUAUACAAAUUGAAAAUUCCCAUAUUAUUUUGACGGGUUAUGCUGCUCUGAAUAAGUUGUUGGGUCGUAAAGUCUAUGCUUCCAAUAAUCAAUUGGGUGGUGUUCAAAUUAUGUACAACAAUGGUGUGUCACAUAAAACCGAAGCAUUGGAUUUGGAUGGUGUCUAUACGAUAUUGGAUUGGUUGUCGUACAUGCCAGCCUAUACGGGUGGUGAUUUGCCAAUUGUUAUACCCAAUGAUAGAAUAAGCAGAGCUGUUGAUUUUAUGCCCACAAAAUCUCCGUAUGAUCCACGUUGGAUGUUGGCUGGCCGUGUUAAUCCUGCCAAUGCCAGUGAAUGGGAGAAUGGUUUCUUCGAUCGCGAUUCAUGGAGUGAAAUUAUGGCACCCUGGGCCAAGACUGUGGUUACUGGUCGUGCUCGUUUGGGUGGCAUUCCAGUUGGUGUUAUUGCCGUUGAGACACGUACCGUUGAAGUUGAAAUGCCUGCCGAUCCCGCCAAUUUAGAUUCUGAAGCCAAGACUCUACAACAAGCCGGUCAAGUUUGGUAUCCCGAUUCAUCAUACAAAACCGCUCAGGCCAUUAAAGAUUUCGAUCGUGAAGAAUUACCUUUGAUUAUUUUUGCCAAUUGGCGUGGCUUCUCCGGUGGCAUGAAGGAUAUGUACGAACAAAUUGUUAAAUUCGGUGCCUACAUUGUUGAUGGCUUGCGUGAAUAUAAGAAACCUGUACUCAUCUAUUUGCCACCCAAUGCUGAGUUGCGUGGUGGUGCCUGGGCUGUGUUAGACUCAUUGAUUAAUCCCCGUUACAUGGAAUCCUAUGCCGAUCCAGAGGCUAGAGCUGGUGUUUUGGAACCAGAGGGUAUUGUGGAAAUCAAGUACAAAGAAAAGGAUCUAGUCAAGACGAUACAUCGUUUGGAUCCCACAACCAUUGCAUUGAAAAAAGAAAUGGACGAAGCUUUGGCUGCUGGUGAUAAGCUAAAGGCCAGUCAAGUUAAUGAAAAAAUAAAGGAACGUAUUGAGGCCAUGAUUCAUGUAUACCACACCGUUGCUGUACACUUUGCCGAUUUGCAUGACACCCCCGAACGUAUGUUGGAGAAGGGUUGCAUUAAUGAAAUUGUGCCAUGGCGUGAAUCACGCACAUGGCUAUACUGGCGUCUAAGACGUCUACUGCUUGAGGAUGCUUUCAUCAAGAAAAUCAUUCAAGCCCAAGAAGGUUUGAGUGUAGGUCAAGCUAAACAGAUGUUGAGACGUUGGUUGGUCGAAGAUAAGGGUACAACGGAGUCUUACAUUUGGGAAAAGAACGAAGAAAUGGUUCAAUGGUAUUUGGAGCAAUUGAAACCCGAUUCUAUUGUUACCGGCAAUAUUAAUGCCGUACGCAAGGAUGCCAUUAUUUCGUCUAUUACGAAAAUGCUUGAGGACUGUCCCGAUGUUACACUAGACGCUGUUGUUGGCCUAUGUCAAAAUCUCUCACCCGUUAAUCGUGGUGUAGUUGUACGCACUUUAGCCCAAUUACAAUUAAAUGAACAACAACCUAGCGGAACUCAAGGAUGAUAUAGUUCAACAAAUAACAACACGACAAAUAUGCCACCUCAGAAUUUUUUCUACCAGUUCAACAAAUACUAAGCUAAAGACCAUAGAUUUUUCUUCUAAACCCCACCC
Molecule: messenger RNA, 7387 nt
Organism: Musca vetustissima
Lineage: Eukaryota; Metazoa; Arthropoda; Insecta; Diptera; Muscidae
Gene: ACC
Product: acetyl-CoA carboxylase
Exons: 15
Coding region: 83-7279 (2398 amino acids)
Biological process (GO): fatty acid biosynthetic process
Molecular function (GO): ATP binding; acetyl-CoA carboxylase activity; metal ion binding
Source: RefSeq, a predicted model, not a curated record